CUUUGGAUGCUGAAUAUUAAUUUAUACAGGUUUGGAUCAUUGCUUUGUCAGAAAUCGAACAACGUCCCCUACGACAACGGACAUGAGCUACGCUGCCCCGCCGCUACCUGCCCCCACUUCCACCAACGUGCACGGCGAUGACGACGACUGGAAGCGCUCCCUGAAAGCACCCGAGAAGGACACCCGCUUCCAAACCGAAGACGUCACCAAUGUAAAAGGCAACGAUUUUGAAGACUACUUUUUAAAGCGAGAGCUGUUGAUGGGCAUAUUCGAGAAAGGCUUUGAACGCCCGUCGCCCAUCCAAGAAGAGGCGGUGCCCAUCAUUUUAGCUGGUCGAAACGUCAUGGCCCGGGCAAAGAACGGCACUGGGAAGACCGCCGCGUUCAUCAUUCCGUGCCUGGAAAAGACCGACACCACGAAAAACCACAUACAAGUGAUGAUCCUUGUCCCUACCCGCGAAUUGGCGCUCCAAACUUCGGCCAUCGUGAAGGAAAUCGGCAAGCACAUGGGCGUCGAAUGCAUGGUGAGCACGGGCGGCACGAGCUUAAAGGACGACAUCAUGCGUUUGUACAACACGGUUCACAUCCUCGUGGGCACCCCUGGCCGCAUCAUGGACUUGGCCAACAAGGGCGUCGCAGACCUGAGCCAAUGCUCGACCGUGAUCAUGGACGAAGCGGACAAGCUGCUGUCCCCCGAGUUCCAGCCGCUGCUCGAGCAACUGGUCAACCACACGGCGCCAGGGCGGCAGAUCUGCCUCUUCAGCGCCACGUUCCCCGUCACGGUCAAGUCGUUCAAGGACAAGUACAUUGACAACCCGUACGAGAUCAACCUCAUGGACGAGCUCACGCUCAAAGGCGUGUCGCAGUUCUACGCGUUUGUGGAGGAGCGUCAAAAGGUGCACUGCCUCAACACGCUCUUCUCCAAGCUCGACAUCAACCAGAGCAUCAUCUUUUGCAACUCGGUGAACCGCGUGGAGCUGCUGGCGAAGAAGGUGACGGAGCUCGGGUUCUCAUGCUUUUACAUUCACGCCAAGAUGAACCAGGCGCACCGCAACCGCGUGUUCCACGAGUUCCGCAACGGCGCCACGCGGCACUUGGUGUGCUCGGACCUGUUUACGCGGGGCAUCGACAUCCAGACCGUGAACGUUGUGAUCAACUUUGACUUUCCGAAAAACUCGGAAACGUACCUCCAUCGCAUCGGUCGGUCGGGGCGGUUUGGCCACCUCGGGCUUGCAAUCAACAUGAUCACGUACGAAGACCGGUUCAACCUGUACAGAAUCGAACAAGAGCUCGGCACGGAGAUUCGACCUAUCCCGCCCGUGAUUGACCGCAACCUGUACUGCAAGUAGAGACCGAGUGCGAGUGGAGUGUUACCCUUAGAGAUAGGAACGUAGUUAGGUGCAGGCAUGAUCGUCGUUUUGGUUCGACAACAACGAGCGAGGAAGAGAAAAUCACAGUAAAACACACAAAAAAACAAGGCUACUAUGGCCGAAACCCCCCUGUUGGU
This is a messenger RNA of Aphanomyces astaci, 1506 nucleotides long. RefSeq names its product DEAD-box ATP-dependent RNA helicase 8. Gene Ontology annotation, molecular function: RNA helicase activity; ATP binding; mRNA binding. The record is from RefSeq and is a predicted model, not a curated record. Bases 83 to 1348 code for a protein of 421 amino acids. Gene Ontology annotation, biological process: cytoplasmic stress granule assembly; P-body assembly. The transcript is spliced from 2 exons. Lineage: Eukaryota; Oomycota; Saprolegniomycetes; Saprolegniales; Verrucalvaceae. Gene Ontology annotation, cellular component: P-body; cytoplasmic stress granule.